Molecule: messenger RNA, 1739 nt
Organism: Fundulus heteroclitus (mummichog)
Lineage: Eukaryota; Metazoa; Chordata; Actinopteri; Cyprinodontiformes; Fundulidae
Product: protein mono-ADP-ribosyltransferase PARP3-like
Exons: 13
Coding region: 144-1715 (523 amino acids)
Cellular component (GO): site of double-strand break
Molecular function (GO): NAD+ poly-ADP-ribosyltransferase activity
Source: RefSeq, a predicted model, not a curated record
CUCUGCCUAUGCUCACAGACAUCAUGUCUAUGCUCCCAUAAACCAGCGUGAGCCAGCAACAGGAAGUGUGUCGUGUCUGCUGGGAAUAUUCCCCGACUGAAGAUCUAUCGCUGUUCAUAUAUUAGUUAUUUAAGAGCGUGAGCAUGGCCCCUAAGAGAAGAGCGGCUUCUGCUGCCAAAGCAGGGGGGAAAAAGGUGAAGGAAGAGCCCAAGGAUGCCUUCACCUCCGCAAAAGAAGCGCUCCUGGCUGCGGGGCAACAAGCUAAAGGCAAAAGGAAGAUGGAUGAGCACUGCUCCGUUUCUUCAGGAGAGGUGUACGAGGACUACGACUGCAUGCUCAACCAGACAAACAUAGGACACAACAACAACAAGUUUUACGUCAUCCAAGUUAUACAAGCGAACAACUCGUACUACACAUGGAACAGAUGGGGAAGAGUGGGGGAAAUGGGACAAAACAAACUGACUCCGUUUGCUAAGCCUGAGUUGGCUGUGAAGGAUUUUGAGAAGAAGUUUAAAGACAAGACAAAGAACAGCUGGGGAGAGCGGGCGAACUUCGUCUCUCACCCUGGGAAGUACACACUGAUUGAGGUGGACGGCGAGCAGGAUGCUGAGGUCAAGGUGGACACUGUUGAUGGAAGAGCAGCGAAAGUCUCCCAAAAUGUCCUCCCGUGCACUCUUGAUGGAGCUACACAGAAACUUAUCAAGCUCAUUUUCAGCAACGACAUGUUCAAGGAGGCGAUGGAAUGCAUGAAUUUAGACAUCAAGAAGAUGCCUUUGGGUAAGCUCAGUAAGGUACAGAUUGCAAAGGGUUUUGACGUUUUGGAGGAGAUCGAAGCUGCAAUGAAUCAAAAAGGUGGAAAAGGACGCCUGGAAGAACUCUCAUCGAAGUUCUUCACCACAAUUCCUCAUAACUUCGGCAGAACCAGACCGCCAACCAUUGACACCAAAGAGAUUGUCGAACAGAAGAAGGAGAUGCUUAUGGUGCUGGCAGACAUUGAGCUCGCCCAGACACUGAAAUCAGAAACAGAGAAGGCUCAGGAAGAGAUGAUAGAGAAAGUUCCCCAUCCUAUAGACCAAGACUACAUCUCUCUUAAAUGCAAGCUCUCGUUGGUGGCUAAAAGUACAGAAAUGUAUAAGAUCAUCGAGAAAUACACGAUGGCGACUGCAGGGGACUAUCGGAAGCCAAAGAUUGUCAAUGUUUGGGAAGUGGAUCGGGAGACCGAGGGAGGACGCUUCAGUGAGAACGACAGUCUGGAGAACCGCCGCCUGCUGUGGCAUGGCACAAACAUCGCAGUGGUGGCAGCUAUCCUCAAAAGUGGUCUUCGGAUCAUGCCCCAUUCAGGGGGCCGUGUUGGCAGCGGGAUCUAUUUUGCCUCGGAAAACUCCAAAUCCAUAAGUUACGUGCGUCCCUCAAAGAACACUGGAGUGAUGUUUCUGAGUGAAGUGGCUCUUGGCAAAGAGUUCACCAUUACCAAAGAUGACCAUACUUUGAAGAAGGCUCCUGCAGGUUAUGACAGUGUGGUGGCACGAGGCAUGGUGGAACCAGAUCCGUCCAAGGACAUCGUCAUCACCAUUGAAGGAAAGGAGGUUACUGUUCCUCAGGGAAAGGCCAUCGAACAGCCCCAGUAUGCCAAGAGCAGCUUUUGUCAAAGUGAAUACCUGAUCUACAAAGAGAGCCAGUGUCGCCUUCGCUACCUACUUGAGAUACAAAUAUGAUUGAUUAGUUUUCAUUAAUUAAUU